Messenger RNA from Drosophila sulfurigaster albostrigata, 548 nucleotides. RefSeq names its product succinate dehydrogenase assembly factor 3, mitochondrial (gene Sdhaf3). The record is from RefSeq and is a predicted model, not a curated record. The transcript is spliced from 3 exons. Gene Ontology annotation, biological process: succinate metabolic process; mitochondrial respiratory chain complex II assembly. Gene Ontology annotation, cellular component: mitochondrion; mitochondrial intermembrane space. Bases 128 to 517 code for a protein of 129 amino acids. Lineage: Eukaryota; Metazoa; Arthropoda; Insecta; Diptera; Drosophilidae.
UACUAUAUGUCAUCUGAGUUGCGCCUGAGUACCGGGCAAAGACUGUAUUGUUUUUAUUUAAUUUUAAAAUAAAUAGUUGUGUAUGAAACUACUACGUAAAGACACAAUAAACUUUAAAGAAAUUUAAAUGUCGAAAUUAGUAUUAAACCAGCUGACACAUCCACAGCGUGUGCGAUUGCUAUAUAAAACCAUAUUAAGACUACACCGAGGCCUACCAACAGAAUUGAGAGCUCUAGGCGACAACUACGUGCGCGAUGAGUUUCGACGGCAUCUCAAAUGCAAUCCAAUGGAGGCACAGCUUUUCAUGACUGAAUGGGCGCGCUACGCGUCGACGAUCACUCAACAGCUGGGACUGCGUGGUAAACCGAAGGGCGAGCUGGGCGAACAAUUGGAUGUACAGGCGGUGGAAAUGCUCAAGGAUGACCAGGUGGUGCAGCUCUAUGAGCUGAUGCUGGCUGCAAAGGGACUCCACGGUGAUACGAUAACAGCGGAUGAUGUGCGUGGCAGUAACAAAUAAAAAUAUUGUUUUGUUUAUUGUUUUUCCAAUA